AUGGCGUCUUUUCUGAGCCGCGUGUUUUCUGGUGACUCUGCGUACCUGAUGUACUCCCGCCUCGUGCGCACCAAACCCGUGGGCUCCAUGGGACAGUCCGGGGACGAGCUCACGGAGAUGGGCGACUCCUCCUCCGGUGUGGGGCUGGCCAAGGUGCUGACCACGGCGGACCUGGUGUCUCUGGGCGUGGGCAGCUGCGUGGGCACGGGCAUGUACGUGGUCUCCGGGCUCGUGGCAAAGGCGAUGGCGGGGCCCGGGGUCAUACUGUCGUUUAUCAUCGCAGCGGUGGCUUCGGUUCUCUCUGGGGUGUGUUAUGCUGAAUUCGGUGUCCGUGUCCCAAAGACCACUGGCUCGGCAUACACCUACAGCUAUGUCACGGUGGGAGAGUUUGUGGCGUUCUUCAUUGGAUGGAACCUUAUCCUGGAGUAUCUGAUCGGGACUGCGGCAGGGGCAUCAGCGCUUAGCAACAUGUUCGACUCUUUGGCCAAUCACACCAUCAGCCAAUACAUGAUCACACACCUGGGAACACUACGAGGGCUGGGUAAAGGUGAGGACACAUACCCUGACCUCUUGGCUCUCUUCAUUGUGCUCCUGGUUACUGCGGUCAUUGCUUUGGGUGUCAGAAACUCCGUCGGCUUCAACAACGUCCUGAACGCAGUUAACCUGGUCGUGUGGAUCUUUAUGAUCAUCGCUGGACUCUUCUUCCUCUCAGCCCGAAACUGGGAGGGAGGCAACUUUCUGCCUUACGGAUGGUCUGGGGUGAUGCAGGGAGCAGCCACCUGUUUCUACGCCUUCAUUGGUUUCGACAUCAUCGCAACAACCGGAGAAGAGGCCAAAAACCCAAACACCUCUAUCCCAUAUGCCAUCACCGCCUCACUGGUCACAUGUCUCACUGCUUAUGUCUCGGUGAGUGUGAUCUUGACUCUGAUGGUGCCCUAUGACCUGAUCGAUGGCUCUGCUCCGCUCAUGGAGAUGUUUGCCGUUCAUGGUUUUCUUUGGGGGAAGUACAUUGUGGCUGCAGGCUCUGUGGCUGGACUCACUGUGUCUCUGCUCGGCUCGCUGUUCCCGAUGCCCAGAGUCAUCUACGCCAUGUCCCGUGAUGGACUGCUCUUCAGAUUCUUGUGUCAUGUAUCCGCCUUCACUCACACUCCGGCUGUGGCCUGUGUUAUUUCGGGCAUUUUCGCCGCCAUCUUGGCUCUCCUGGUCAGCCUCCGUGACCUUAUCGAGAUGAUGUCUAUCGGCACGCUGCUAGCAUACACCCUGGUUAGCGUCUGCAUCCUUUUACUGCGCUACCAACCUGACGAAACCACGGACACACACCAAUUCAGAUCCGAAGAUACCGAGGACAUUAAACAACUCGAAGAUGGAGAUUUUCCCAAUAAAGAUGAUCGAAAACUUAUAGACAAUGAGAAUUCAUCUUAUCACGCUGGAGGGACAGAGGGAGAAGGAGAUGACUCUGAUUUCCACACAGGGCACGCCUCUUUAUUUAAACGGCUUCUUGGAGGUCAUUAUUACACAAUCCGGAUGUGGUUGAGAAUGCCAGACGCCUCCGCCCGCCCUACGCCAAUCACUGGACGCACAGUGACAAGAUGCACCCUCUCAUUCUUCAUCUGUAGCUUUUUCAUGUGGUCUUCAGUCAUUUUCGGAGUGGAGCAGGGGUCAGGAUUUGGGGCAGUAUUUUCAGGGAUAAUGGCGGCGUUGGUAUGUGGGACGCUGGUGAAGUUGAUGGUGACGAUCUUGCAGCAGCCCGAGAGCCCGCGCCGGCUGCCAUAUAUGGCGCCAUGUGUACCUUUUGUCCCUGCGGCGGCCAUCUUGGUGAACACGUACCUAAUGCUGAAGCUGAGGCCGCUGACGUGGAUACGGUUUACCAUCUGGUGUCUCAUUGGUUUGCUGAUUUACUGCUGUUACGGUGUAUGGCACAGCACUCUGGAGCUUAAUGCUCAGGAGGAGCAGGCUCAGGCCAGUACCUACCAACGAUAUGACAACCACCUGGACGAUACAUUCUCCCCUGAAUUUUACCCAGAAGAGGGCGACAGCGAGCAGCCGUAUCAGGGCUGGUCAGCACCCGAGGAGAGGGGCUACCACUACAACACCCAAAGGAACCUCCCAGGGCAGGAAGUCCCAUAUGAGGAGGGGGAGGAAGAGGAGGAGGAAGAGGAGGGAGAGGGAUAUGGGUACCAGUCUGCACCCAGAGCAAAGUACAAGAACUCAAGAGGAAGGACCAACCGGGGCUUCUUUGAUGAUGAGGAUUAA
This is a messenger RNA of Periophthalmus magnuspinnatus, 2253 nucleotides long. RefSeq names its product solute carrier family 7 member 14b (gene slc7a14b). Gene Ontology annotation, molecular function: amino acid transmembrane transporter activity. Gene Ontology annotation, cellular component: plasma membrane. The transcript is spliced from 7 exons. NCBI's taxonomy places the organism in Eukaryota, Metazoa, Chordata, Actinopteri, Gobiiformes, Gobiidae. The record is from RefSeq and is a predicted model, not a curated record. The coding region runs from base 1 to 2253 and encodes 750 amino acids. Gene Ontology annotation, biological process: amino acid transport; transmembrane transport.